CUCGGGCGAAUAGUCGUAGCUCGAGGCCGGUGACGUUCGGACGGGCUCGCGGUAGUCACGGAGCGAGCCAGAGGCGGACCGAGAGAGAAAGAGAGAGGCGGCCCAGGUGCGUGGAACGAGGAGCCUCGACGUGCCACGAGGUACGCGCCGCGUCGACUCUCGGCGUCGUCCCAGUCGCGAGCGGAGCCGAGUAAGAGAGAGACGGAGGGUGCGUCCGCGUCGCCGAGGAAGCGCGAGACCGAGCGGACGAGCGCCGGCUCGAGGCCCGUUCGCCCUGGCCGGGGGUAUAUGACAGUAUUGACAGUAUAUGUGUGCCGGCAGGUGACGAGAGGUGCGCGGUGACUGGAGCCGCCCGAGGUGCCCGGAGGCGCGACGAGGAGCUCGGACGAGCAGACACGAGGCAAGAUGACGAGUAUAGUGGCGAAUCUGGUGCACGGUUACAGGGACCUCAUGGACAAUAAAUCCGAUCCCAGGGUAAACGAGUGGCCGAUGAUGAGCAGUCCUUUCCCCACGGUGGCGAUAUGCAUGUCGUACGUCUACUUCAGCAAGGUCCUGGGCCCGAGGCUCAUGGAGAACCGGAAGCCCUUCGAGCUCCGCGGCCUCCUGAUAACCUACAACCUCGUCCAGACGCUCUUCUCCCUCUGGAUCUUCUACGAGUACUUGAUGAGCGGCUGGGCGAGGGGGUACAGCUUCCGGUGUCAACCGGUGGACUACUCGAACAGCCCGCUGGGGUUAAGGAUGGCCCAGACCUGCUGGUGGUAUUACUUCAGCAAGUUCACCGAAUUCUUCGACACGCUGUUCUUCAUUCUGAGGAAGAAGAACCAACACGUGUCGACCCUCCACGUCAUCCACCACGGCGUCAUGCCGUUCUCCGUGUGGAUGGGCCUUAAGUUCGCACCUGGUGGUCACAGCACCUUCUUCGCCCUUCUCAACACCUUCGUCCACAUAAUCAUGUACUUCUACUACAUGGUUGCGGCGAUGGGACCCGAGUACCAGAAGUACAUCUGGUGGAAGAAAUACCUAACAACCCUCCAAAUGGUUCAGUUCGUCAUGAUCAUGACCCAUCAGUUCCAGUUGCUCUUCACGGAGUGCGACUACCCGCGCAGUUUCAUGAUUUGGAUCGGGUUGCACGGAGUCUUGUUCCUGGGUCUGUUUUCGGACUUCUACAAGUCAAAGUACACCGAGCCCUCGAGGAGUGCGAGGACGAAGUGUCGCCAGGAGAAUGGGCACACCUCCCUCGGCGCUUGUAUGCCUGUCCUGGACGACGAAACCAGGCCAAAGGCCAACGGGGUGUCGUCCUACGCCACCAUCUACAAUAGCGAGUACAACAGUUGUUACAGCAACGGUACGAACAACGGCUACGUCGCCAACAACAACACCGAGAAGAAGCUUGCCUAAUGUGCGAGGUCGACCCAUGCAUCGCACCAUUCAUUACCUGGAACUGAUCGCCGUUGAGCGAGACAUCGCGACAAAACUACCGUCAAGAGUAAGACAGAACCUGGAGAGCAGGAAGAGGAAGUGCGAGAACUGUUUAAUAACUGAUCAUCCUACCAAGAACACCGGAGGCGCCGGAUGUAACGCGUACGGCAGCUGUCGAAGAGACGUCGGGGUGCACGUGGACGCGUCUUCCUUGGGUCGGACAUCGGACGCCGAGACGCCGUUGCACCUCGCACGAUCGCUAGAAAGGGAUAAACGAACAAUGCCCGACCUUGGUCGCAUCAUUCGCCGGAAUCGGCGGCGGAGACAUGGACGGACACAGAGAAGACAUUCGCAGAGUCGCCUGAAAGAUACACAAGCGCUCAUCGGCGAUUCUUCAUCGCAUUCUUCGUCGAUUCUUCCUCGAAGAGGGGUCGAGUCCCCCGAAGAGGGGGUUAGGGACCUUGGGACACCUUGGGAAGAAACUAAAACAGGAGAAAUAUUAAGAAUAUCGGUUAAUGGUUUAUAUAAUUACGUUAUCACGGACGUCGUCCGCUCGACUGGCUAACCUCUUCAUCCAUACCCCUAACUUGCGGAAGAGGAACACGAGGAGCAAAAGGCGAAGGGCUAUUCGAGGUAUCAAAUCGAGUGAUAAUACCUGGAUGGAAAUCCUCGAAUCUCUGAAUCCCACCUUAAAUCGGGCACUUCUUCCCUCUCUGCACCUCGUCAACGGAAAGGGGGGAAAUCCUAAACUGGACAUGGCCUCCUAGGACGUUGUUCUCCGAUCCGUAAAGGUCUCCUCGCCAACCUGGAUAUUCCCGGCCACCGAGCUUGGUCCAUCCAGUAGGAAGCUGAAGAUACACCAGGGAAUUAUUAACGUCUAUACGCAAACAGCUCAUCCGCUGCGGACUUCUCCAGCUUCUGCAGGUCCACUCACUUGGGAUCGGACAUCUCUCGUGUCUUCGCACCUCAUCCACGUGUUGUCUUCCUCUCGCGUACACAUCGUCCCCGACAAGGAGCGGGUCCAGGCGACGUCUAGCUUCGCUGCAAGGAGAACAUUAAUACACGGUUAUUACUUAGGUCGUGGCAGGAGCCUGGGUGCACUUGACACGGCGAUUCGAGAAUGGCGCGGGUGUGUUCACCAUUCGCCUCGUUGAAGAGGAAACGGCCGAGGCUGCUGAUCUUGUUCGAGGAUCCCCGGGACACCUUGAGGAGGUCGGGAAAACCUUCCAGGGACAUGUGCGGCCUCGACUUCGUCUUUUCGUCCGACUGCCCCGAUUGUGUUCAAUGCUUCGAUUUUCACUGCGAAGCUACUCGAUGGUCACGCGCCGGUCGCGCGGCACAAUAAGUCGGUUCUCUCGCUUUUUCCCCCCUGCUUAGCACGCCGAAUAUUAAUCGAGGCCAGGCAUGGAACGAGGAACGAGGAUGUAGAGUCGAGCUAGACCCGUAAUUCCGGCCAUGCACUCGAUUGAAGGGACGCUCCAAAUAAAUUCGGUGUCCGAUUUGGAGGGACGGACCUACAUGCACUCCUUAUGGCGUUAAGGCGUUACGAAAAGUGCCAUCCGAGGAGUCUCGUACGUGAAACUUUACUCCAAACUAGAUACAUCCAAUCGUUUACACCCAUGUUUCAUAAACAAUUGGGUCUUCGGAAGUCACAUUAGUAACGCCUUAACUUUCUUGUCAUCUGUCAAUCGCGAUGGACUAACGCGACUUAGGAGUUCGUGUAAGCCCGUCCUCUUCGUGUCUUUUAUAUUACGUCGUUUUCCAGAACGUACUGGGUCAGGGUGAUGUUGAUAUGCAAAUAGGUAAUUACUGUUGCGUAGACUACCGAAACUGUGAUACGAAAGUACGGUUUGGAAUCGAUAGGUUCGAGUUGACUGUGGAUUAGUGCACUGUAUCCUUGUAGCCAGCGGUCAGGGUGUCUUUGUGAGCGUUUUCCACGAGCGCUCGCAAUAUUGCGUACAAUCGAUGCGUACCCAUGCAGGUGCAUUGGGCUCACCGAGGUACAAUUCGUGUAAUUUCGAGGUCUUCGACGAGCGAAUUUUAACCCCGCUGGUUCAAAUACGUCCCGCCGACCCACUCGAUCGUUUGCCCGACUCUCGUUUCCAGAAAGACAUGCGUUUUAUGAUUAAUAAUUAAUGCGAUUGGACGUAUCUGAACAGCAACGAAAGCGGAGGAUGGUUGUUCGGAUAAUUGACGGCAUUGAUUAUGUCUGUAAUAUAAUUCCUGAUUAACUUGCUAAUUGCGAUUGGAAAUUGUAAUUAGAGCGCCGGUUGGGAUCCGUUGUUAAUAAGUCGAUUAACUAGUUCAAUUUGUUGUACCGACUGGGCGCCGCUCUAAUUCUAAUUCAUAAGCGUCUAUUAGCGAUCAUUCGGCGAUUGUUACGUGAGUGUGGUUAGUGCUUCCUUUGUCAGAUCAGUCAAUUUUCUUUUUUUCUUUUAUAUAUGUAUAAUCGGAAAAAACUGCCCCAGAUUGGAACUCAGUACGUUUCGGAAAAUCGCUCUCGAAAUGGUGGGGCCACUGUCGCCUGACUUUUGUUGUCUAUGUAUGGCGUUUCGUUAUACGCGACUCGUCGUUUGUAACACGCGUUCAUACCGAGCCUCUUGUUUCGUCCUUUGUCUCUCUUUCUCUCUCUCUCUCUCCCUCCUGACUGCGCGGAAAGUUAGGCUUUUUAUACGACAUUUUCGAUUCCGAGUCUUAGGCGUUUUCAUAUCGUCAUCCACUUCCGAAUCGAUGGUAGUUCGAUCCUAGGUGGAAAAUGCCGGACACUCAAAGUUGACCCUCCGGAGUUGCGAAUCCGCUCGAUUGCUCGAAAAAAAAUUUGGCCAUGCAGCGUCCAAAGUUUCUACGACCCUAAAACACGGCCAAUCACCGGUAUAUAUUUUCGAAAUACUGUCCUGGAUGCUCCAGACAUUGAAAUAUUUCCAAAAUGUCAUACCGCGUUAAGCCGCGACGUCAUGACUGCCCGCGCCACCACUUCCUACGUGUUCGAAGGAACCGUUAUCGAUAAGUUGUGAGAAAUCACAUUAUCGGUACGUGAUAUCAAAAAACGCUUCUCACAAAAAUUGCGCGCCAGAACCUGCGGAAUAACUUUUGCUCGAGGUGAUUUUUGAUAUCGUGGAUCCUUGAGCCGAAAAAUCUGGAAAUGUGAAGGGUGUAGCGCGGGCUCUCCUCUUGAUGUGCGGCCGGGUGGAGGGGCCUUGCACGCUGCAUGGCAAGUCAUCAGGAAUUGAUUUCCAAACCCCGGCAUAUAUGUUCUAACUCGCAGAUGCCAUACGUCGAUCGUCCUUCCAAAAGUCAAACGUCUUGCUUGUCCUCUAAGAGUCACCUAUGGGCAAAUGUACAUCGGAGAUUAACGCAUCUAGUAUGGAAAGUACUCGACGAUUGGCGCGAACCUGAGUUAAGUAGCUAAGUAAAUGCUCGCUCGCGUAUGUUUAUUACCAGGUAGCGUGCGCGUAGCUGUUUACGCGUUUGUUGUUUCUCUGGGACACGUGGCAACUCGCUUUGACAUAUAUACAAUAUAAAUAUGUAUAGAUAUAUAUCCAUGUACAGUGGUUGAACGAAACUGGCGCGAAUGCGGGAACCUCAAAUUAAGCACGAAUGUCCGGGCGUGACUCGUUCGCAAUCAUCUCGCGCGACGAGAAUUCCGCUUCUGUGGUUUUACGUGACUCUCGCGGUUUUUCCAAAAGAAGCUCGUAUCGCUCGCUCCGGCGUUACCGCAUGCGUGAGAACAUGCUGUAAUCACUGAUACGCACGAACCGCAAAGGAAGAAAAAAAAAAAGAAAUCGAGCGCCUCCGUAAUCCAUUCCGGGCGGCAAAGCCUCAGGACGCAUUGUUAAAAAUGAAAUUCUCUCAGUCAAGGACUUGUGCGAUAGGACCAAGGGCCACGAACAAUCAGGAAUCCUCGGUUUUAGGGAACUAUAACUGCGAGAAGUCGUGCGAGUUAAGCGAACGCGUCCUCUGUACGAGUCUAGGAUCCCGGAGUCCGGAACGACCUAACGAUUUCUGCACCCAGGGUGCAGGGUAUCGUGUACAAUGCAUCGUGAACUGGUCGUUCCGACCGGGAUCUAGGAUUCAGACAUACCGAAAUGAAAUCAAAGUGUCAUUGAAGCUCCCGGCAUCCGUGACUGUAACGCGAGUCGCGCAUUUCUCGCCCGCUCGCUCGGCUCACGGAGGCGCGCGGGCGAGAUCGUCGACCUUGUACGCGAGGCGAGCACAAGCAUCGCUUAGUUUAAAUCUUCGAACAGGAGACCGGGAAGCGCGUACUUAUGUGUGUGGACGUGGAAGGACGGCGCCGUUUCCGCGCCGGGCCGAAAUCGCGGUCCCUUCGCUCGCCGUGUGAUUAGCGACGACCGCAAGGCUAACGGAGCGCCGAGAGAGGGGAUGCAGAGUGCCGCUCGACGUGUGAGGAUGAGCUCAGACCUUUUUCUAACUCGCGAUUCGCCGCAACGAGAUCGCACGCGCACAUCGGAGAUCCCAACCCUGAGGGGCGCCGGUUCCUGCCCCGGGAGGCGCGCGCCGCGACGCCGGGAACCUAGCCGGGGCGGCGGCGCCACUCGACCGCGGACGCACCGAGACUCACACGCAUCGUCAUGUACCUAAUGUUAAACUUUGUAACGAUUAUCGAUUCUCAUUAUAUUUUUGUACAUAAUUGGGGAGAAUUGCGCAAAACUGAAGUGAAUAAAGAGCCGUGAAGUAA
Molecule: messenger RNA, 6115 nt
Organism: Orussus abietinus
Lineage: Eukaryota; Metazoa; Arthropoda; Insecta; Hymenoptera; Orussidae
Product: elongation of very long chain fatty acids protein AAEL008004
Exons: 6
Coding region: 406-1398 (330 amino acids)
Biological process (GO): fatty acid elongation, saturated fatty acid; fatty acid elongation, monounsaturated fatty acid; very long-chain fatty acid biosynthetic process
Cellular component (GO): endoplasmic reticulum membrane
Molecular function (GO): fatty acid elongase activity
Source: RefSeq, a predicted model, not a curated record